CGCACAGGAGAUUGUCGAGGCGCUUCAUACAGCAGGGAAGAAAGAGAAGAAAAUAAACAAAUUCAGCCUGCGGUUUUCCGCGUUAAAAACUCGAGCAAGGGGUUUAUUUCUUUCCGACUUCAGCUACAGUGAUAGCUAAGUUUGGAAAGGAGAGGAAAGGGGAGAAAUAUCGGUGCUGUCUUUCUAGGAAAUUAAGGCUACAGUGUGUAUACUGAGAACAGAUCGAUCCUGAAAACCUUUUCUAAGGAAUAUAUAUCUUAAUUUUUUGUAAUUUUUUGAUUGCAAAAAAACUAUAAAUUGAAGUCGAAAUGGAAAACUCCACAUCUAAAAAGUCGUGUUGUGAUACUUUGCGUGACUUUUUCACCUCUCCGAAGUUCCUUAUCUAUGUCGGACAUGCUUUAUCAACCUGGGGGGACCGAAUGUGGAACUUUGCCGUGGCUGUGUUUCUGGUCGAGUUGUACGGAAACAGUUUGCUCCUGACGGCUGUGUAUGGCCUGGUGGUGGCGGGGUCGGUCCUGCUGCUCGGAGCCAUCAUCGGGGACUGGGUGGACAAAAACGCCCGUCUCAAAGUGGCCCAGACGUCUCUGAUCGUCCAGAACUCUUCAGUUAUCCUUUGUGGAAUCCUGUUGAUGCUGGUGUUCCAAUUUAAAGAGCAGCUCACACACAUGUAUAACGGAUGGCUUCUGACGUUUUGCUACAUUAUGGUCAUCACCAUCGCCAACAUCGCCAACUUGGCCAGCACUGCCAUGUCCAUCACCAUUCAGAGGGACUGGGUGGUGGUGGUGGCUGGAGACGACCGCAGCAGCCUGGCAGACAUGAAUGCCACGGUGAGAAUCAUCGACCAGCUGACUAACAUCUUGGCCCCGAUGCUGGUGGGACAGAUCAUGGCGUUCGGUUCCCAUUUCAUGGGCUGUGGUUUCAUCUCGGGUUGGAAUCUCUGCUCCAUGUGUCUGGAGUACUUCCUCCUGUGGAAGGUGUACCAGAAAACACCAGCGCUGGCCAUCAAAGCAGGACAAAAAGACUUCGGCAACCAAGAGAUGAAGCCGCUCAACGUUCAAAAAGAACUGGAGAACGGCGAAGGUCAGGUUGAAGCUUCGCAGCUGAUGAACGAGGGCUCGGCGGUGAAAUCCGUUACGGAGGAGAAGCAGGGAUGCUGCUAUCAGAUGACCGAACCCCUGCGCACCUUCCGUAACGGCUGGGUCGCCUACUACAACCAGUCGAUCUUCUUUGCCGGGAUGUCACUCGCCUUCCUCUACAUGACCGUCCUGGGCUUUGACUGCAUCACCACGGGAUAUGCCUACACACAGGGCCUGAACGGUUCCAUCCUCAGCAUGCUCAUGGGCGCCUCAGCCGUGUCGGGAAUCUGCGGCACCGUGGCCUUCACGUGGGUGCGCAAGAAGUGCGGCCUCGUCCGCACCGGCUUCCUCGCCGGAAUGGCUCAGCUGUCCUGCCUAUUGCUUUGCGUCGCGUCAGUCUUUGUCCCAGGAAGCCCCUUGGACCUAAGCGUCUCUCCGUUCAAGAGCAUGAUUAGCCAUCUCCUAGGGGACAAUGCGCAACUGCCCGAGGCUCCCACCAUGUCCAGCGGGAUCACCACUGAAGCCCAGGACAUGCUCAACUUCACCAUGCAGGCUGAAGAAGUCCCAUACGUUGAAUCCUAUCUGUCCGUCAGUCUGCUUUUUGCCGGAGUUAUUGCUGCUAGAAUGGGUCUUUGGUCUUUCGACUUGACCGUGACCCAGCUCAUCCAGGAGAACGUCGCCGAGGCCGAGCGAGGGAUCAUCAACGGCGUCCAGAACUCCAUGAACUACCUCCUAGACCUUCUGCACUUCAUCAUGGUCAUUCUGGCACCCAACCCCGAAGCUUUCGGUCUGCUCGUCAUAAUCUCCGUGUCCUUCGUCGCCAUGGGCCACAUCAUGUACUUCAGGUUUGCCUUCAAGAGCCUCGGGACCAGGCUGUUCCUGUGCUGUUCGCCCGAGCAGAAACAAACGGACUCAGAUUCUCCCUCGCUUCCAUCCGUGUAAGCCAUUUUGGACAGACGCUGAACACCCCCUAACCCCACCCCCGCUAUGAUACGCCGCCGUAUCACUCCGCGCGAUCGUACUUACCCGGCGUAUUCGCUCGCAUUUACCGUCCUCGCCUCCGAGGCGCUGCGGAAAGGACGCGAAGAAAAAACGAAACAGCGCCAUCACUUGUUAGUUCGCUUUAUCGUCCUGCAUGUGACCUGUAUUUAUUCAGCUUUAGCUAGUGCAUGCUUUAGUCAGUAAAAUUGUUUAGCAACGAAUUGUUACUUAAUGCUUUUUUCCCCCUCCCUCUCACGCAUCAGGGGUAUAGCGUCACGUUCAGGAACACGUCCGAUCUACAACCGGACAUUACGUCCGAUCUACAGUCAGCAUGUCAGCUACGGUGGUGCUAAUGUGUUACUGCGAAAGCUAUGCAGUCUUUCACUCGUGUUUUUUUUUUUUUUCUUUUUCAAUCCAGAGUGCAGGUGAGGGAAAAAAAUCUGUCUUUAUUCUACAUUCCAGGUGUUAUUUGUGAAUAUAAUAUAAUCCUCGCUAUAUAAAUAUAAAACCGUGUAAUAUAUCGCAAAAUAUAAUCAAUAGCUAUUUCUACUUUUUAAACAAUCCCAUGGCAACCUUUUGGCACAGUGCAUUACCUGCUGUAUAUUUCAUUAUUGAGUAAUUAUAGAUAUGACCUCAUGCACAUACACUAUAUUGCCAAAAGUUUGUGGACACCCGAAGAUAAGAUUGGUGUGCGCUUUGUGAACAUCCCAUUCAACAUUUGGUCUUUAUUUGCUCUUAUAGUAAUCUCCACUCUUCCAGGAAGAUGUUCUACUAGAUUUUGUGGAGUUUUGUGUGAGAUUUAUUCAGACACAAGAGUCAGAAGUCAGAUAGUAAUGUAGGGGAGGUUAGGAGGCCUGGGUUGCAAUAUGGUUGGAGCUCUAUAGCAGCAGAUCUUCCACUCCAACCCAUAUAAAGCAGAUCUUCAUAGAGCUGGCUUUGGGCAUUAUCAUGCUGGAAGGGGUUUGGGUCUCCUAGUGCAACUGGAUGGAGAAUCAUAUGCUUGUUUUCAUUAUAAAACGACGUCCUAUACAAUUCGGGGGUAAUAUUUUGGAGACGAAGCACAUACAGGUUGGGAAAAGCAGGUGUCCCAAUACUUUUGGCUAAAUAUUGGAGCAACAUCAAAGUUUUUUUUUUUUACCCCUCCCUUCUUAAUUCUUUUUUCCAAACACGAGCACUUUAAGUGAUUUAAGCGCACCAGUGCACAUUCAGGUCUGUUCAACAUUUUGCACAAGUUUUCCUGCCGGAGCAGAGCACCAGCUUCCCAAAUCCAGCUUUAAUAAUCCUCCAAAAAAAAGGCAUCAGGUAUAGCAGGGGAAAAAAAGUCUUUUCAGCCUUCAUCGGCCUUGCCCGAGUACAAAGUAAACACAGCAUAUUUAUAUUUCGGCGCGGGUUUCAGAGUCUCAUGUCGAACUACCUGCCAAACCGGAAAAGUAUGGACGGAUGAAAUGGUCUGGCUUUUUUCUUUUCUCAUUUUUUUCCCCCUUUCUUUAAAGGUGUUUCUGUGUAAUAACGCAGGUUGAGGAACAGAACGAGUCAGCCGUAGAGGACGUCUGGAGACAGAGAGGGUGUUCUUUGGGCUCAGUGCUGAGUCAGCACAAAAGUAAAACGAAGGGCAGCUGGUCUCUGUGUGCAGACGCAGGCCUUUUUUUUUCCCACCCCGCCCUAAAGACAUGAGCACAUACCUUAAGUUUUUGUUUCAGGAAAAAAAACAAAAAAAAUACAUGUGGCUAUUAUUUACUACUUGGCUGAAUGUUUGUGACAAGAAGAAAAAUGAUGUCUCUUUGUUUUCUCUUUAAUGAUGUCUCUUUUUUUUUUUUUGAUGUGUAAGAUUUUGUUUUUAUAUAUACACAUAAAUAUAUGAAUAUCUAUAUCCUAGUGUUGUAGUGAAAGUUCUUUCUGGUUCUUCCUCCCAAAGUUAUUCCUUGUAAUGUUAUGUAAUAGUGUUAUGAUGAAACAUCUCUGUGUAUCUCUUUGAUGGAGGAACAGCAACCAGCUCAGGAGUCGUAUGUUUCACGUGCUUGCUUUAAAAAAGAAAUUGCAAUAAAGACGUUUUUAUUCAUA
Messenger RNA from Silurus meridionalis, 4118 nucleotides. RefSeq names its product solute carrier family 40 member 1 (gene slc40a1). The record is from RefSeq and is a predicted model, not a curated record. Lineage: Eukaryota; Metazoa; Chordata; Actinopteri; Siluriformes; Siluridae. Gene Ontology annotation, cellular component: basolateral plasma membrane. Gene Ontology annotation, molecular function: iron ion transmembrane transporter activity; peptide hormone binding. Gene Ontology annotation, biological process: iron ion transmembrane transport. The transcript is spliced from 8 exons. The coding region runs from base 309 to 2018 and encodes 569 amino acids.